CUGACUAUCACAGAUGGACAGCAGGAGCACUGCGGCUGCUACACCAUCGAGCUCAAGAACAGCCAUGGCAUGAGACAGGCCGCCCUCAACCUCACUAUAGUUGAUAAGCCUGACCCUCCUGCCCGUGUCCCGGCAGCCUCAGACAUCCGUAAGUCCAGCCUCACACUGUCCUGGUACGGGCCGACAUACGACGGCGGCAGUGCUGUCCAGUCCUACAACCUGGAGAUGUGGAGCUCUGUGGACAUGAAGUGGACAGAUCUGGCGUCCUGUAACAGCACCUCCUAUAACGUGCAGAACCUGCUUCCAGACAGGCAGUACAAGUUUCGAGUGAGAGCAGUGAAUAUUUAUGGUGUGGGAGAGCCCAGUGCUGAGUCUGCGCCCGUGCAGGUGGGGCUGGAGGCCGAGGAGGAAAAUAAAGAUGAAGCUGAGCCCUCAGAUGAUGAAUCAGAGAAGGAACCAGAUUACAGAAAUGUGACGAUCAGGACAGACGUGAAGGUGAAGGACCUGUAUGAUGUGGGAGACAGACUGGGCACAGGGAAAUUCGGGACUGUUUUCAAAUUGAUAGAAAAGUCCACAAAAAAGGUGUGGGCUGGGAAAUUCAUAAAAGCAUAUUCUGCCAAAGAAAAAGAUAGUGUCAGACAGGAAAUUGCAAUCAUGAAUGACCUGCAUCACCCAAAGCUUGUGCAGUGUGUCAACGCUUUCGAGGGAAAGACUGACAUUGUAAUGGUGCUGGACAUGAUCUCUGGAGGGGAGCUGUUUGAGAGGAUCAUAGACGAGGACUUUGAGCUGACGGAGAGAGAGGUGAUCAAAUACAUGCUUCAGAUUGUGGAUGGAGUAAAUUUCAUCCAUAAGAAAGGCAUCGUCCACCUGGAUCUCAAACCUGAGAACAUCAUGUGUGUCAAUAAAACCGGCAGCAAAAUCAAACUCAUUGACUUCGGACUGGCACGCAGACUGGAGAAUGCUGGGCUCUCUGCUGGUUUCGGCACCCCAAGUUUGUGGCUCAGAUGUAAUUAUUUUAAGACAGACAUGUGGAGUAUAGGAGUCAUCUGCUACAUCCUCGUCAGUGGUUUGUCUCCCUUCAUGGGGGACAAUGAUAAUGAGACGCUGUCUAACGUGACCUCAGCCACCUGGGACUUUGAGGACGAGGCGUUUGAUGAGAUCUCAGAUGAGGCCAAAGACUUUAUCAGUAACCUGCUGAAGAAAGACAUGAAAGCUCGCCUGAGCUGCGAUCAGUGUUUCCAGCACCCCUGGCUCAAACAGGACACCACCAACAUGGAGGUCAAGAAGCUUUCCAAAGAGAGGAUGAAGAAAUACAUUCUGAGAAGAAAGUGGCAGAAAACAGGGCAUGCGGUUCGAGCUAUCGGUCGACUGUCUAACAUGGCAUUGAUGGCGGGCGUUCAUGCCAAAAAGGGCUCCCCCACUGAAGAGGAUAAACAAUUUGCUGCUGAACUGGAGGAGAAAACUCUAAAGAAACCCACGUUCAGUGAUGUUAUUAAAGACGUUGAGGUGGUGGAAGGCAGUGCUGCUCGGUUCGACUGCAAAAUCGAAGGUUAUCCUGACCCUGAGGUGGUGUGGUACAAGGACGACCAGCCGAUUAAAGAGACGCGCCAUUUUCAGAUCGAUUAUGAUGAAGAUGGAAAUUGCAGUCUUGUUAUUUCUGAGGUCAGCGGUGAUGAUGACGCGAAGUACACCUGCAAGGCCAUGAACAGCGUCGGGGAGGCCACCUGCACCGCCGAACUCAUCGUGGAGGUGAUGGGAGCAGAGGAGGAGGAGGAGGAAGAGUAGAAGACAACCGCUUUUGUCACCUUUCUCUUUUACACGUGGUGCUUUUAUUCUCUCUGUCUUUCGGACUUUCAGAUGAUGAGGAUGAUGAAGACCUCUGAUUUCCUUCAUUGCACUUCCAGUUUGUUCUUUAUGUAUUUAUGCAACAGUCAGAUAUCAGAUUUGUUUAUCACAUGACAUCAAUAUUACUUUGCUUGUUCUUCAUUGACAUGUUUUACUCCAACCGAGCUGAGCAGCACUUCCUGUCUUUAUUUAAGCACUGCAAACUCAUGUAAGGUUGUGUGUUUUUGUUUGGAGACAUUUUCCUCCUCUCACCAUCUCUCACAGUAGCAGCACUCAGCAGAUAUUUGGAGACACGUUUAUAUUAUUAGGAAUGUCUGUAGAUUAUAUUUCUUUGAAUGUUUUUAGAUAUAUACGCGUUGGAUUGCAUUGUAAUGAGAACACUAGGAAUGUAGUUAUUCACUUUUAAAGAAUAAAUUUGGAUCACAAACAAA
Cyprinus carpio (common carp) is the source of this 2276-nucleotide messenger RNA. RefSeq names its product myosin light chain kinase, smooth muscle-like. Gene Ontology annotation, biological process: DNA integration. Lineage: Eukaryota; Metazoa; Chordata; Actinopteri; Cypriniformes; Cyprinidae. The record is from RefSeq and is a predicted model, not a curated record. The annotation marks the transcript as partial. The transcript has 12 exons. Gene Ontology annotation, molecular function: protein kinase activity; nucleic acid binding.